Molecule: messenger RNA, 9692 nt
Organism: Mus musculus (house mouse)
Lineage: Eukaryota; Metazoa; Chordata; Mammalia; Rodentia; Muridae
Gene: Stk3
Product: serine/threonine kinase 3
Exons: 11
Coding region: 293-1729 (478 amino acids)
Biological process (GO): primitive hemopoiesis; intracellular signal transduction; protein import into nucleus
Cellular component (GO): cytoplasm; protein-containing complex; centrosome
Molecular function (GO): transcription regulator activator activity; protein kinase activity; protein serine kinase activity
Source: RefSeq, a predicted model, not a curated record
CUUUCCCGGGACACGCUCCGCCCACCCUCCCUGUCCGCGCUCCGUCCCGCCCACCCUCGCUGCGCCGGCCUCUUCCCACCAGCUCGGAGCUGCAGGCCACGGCCGAGGGGCGGGGCGGGGCGGCCGGGAGGAACCGCGUUGAGGAGCGGGAGGGAGAUCCGCCGCGGAGUUACGUGAAAGUUGGUUCGAGUUUCCCGGUGUGAUCCCUUGCGUUCGGCCGGCUGCUCCCGGGCUCCUUUCCUCCCUACGGCCUUCACGGUCCAUUCGGCCCUUCUUUCUGCCACCGGCCGCCAUGGAGCAGCCGCCGGCGUCCAAGAGUAAGCUAAAAAAGCUGAGUGAAGACAGUUUGACUAAGCAGCCUGAAGAAGUUUUUGAUGUACUGGAGAAGCUUGGAGAAGGGUCUUAUGGAAGUGUUUUUAAAGCAAUACAUAAGGAAUCUGGUCAAGUGGUUGCAAUUAAGCAAGUACCUGUUGAGUCAGAUCUUCAGGAAAUAAUCAAAGAAAUUUCCAUAAUGCAACAAUGUGACAGUCCAUAUGUUGUGAAGUACUAUGGCAGUUACUUUAAGAACACAGACCUCUGGAUUGUUAUGGAGUACUGUGGAGCGGGGUCCGUUUCAGACAUAAUUAGAUUGCGAAACAAGACAUUAACAGAAGAUGAAAUUGCAACUAUUCUAAAAUCCACAUUGAAAGGAUUAGAAUAUUUGCAUUUUAUGAGGAAAAUACACAGAGAUAUAAAAGCCGGGAAUAUUCUCCUCAAUACAGAAGGACAUGCAAAGCUUGCAGAUUUUGGAGUGGCUGGCCAGUUAACAGAUACAAUGGCAAAACGCAACACUGUAAUAGGAACCCCAUUUUGGAUGGCUCCUGAGGUAAUUCAAGAAAUAGGUUACAACUGUGUGGCUGACAUCUGGUCCCUUGGCAUUACUUCUAUAGAAAUGGCAGAAGGAAAACCUCCUUAUGCUGAUAUACAUCCGAUGAGGGCUAUUUUUAUGAUCCCUACAAACCCACCACCAACAUUCAGGAAACCUGAACUUUGGUCUGAUGACUUCACCGAUUUUGUGAAGAAGUGCUUGGUGAAGAGUCCUGAGCAGAGAGCCACUGCGACACAGCUGUUACAGCAUCCUUUUAUCAAGAAUGCAAAACCCGUGUCGAUAUUAAGAGACCUGAUCGCAGAAGCCAUGGAAAUCAAAGCCAAACGGCAUGAAGAGCAGCAGCGGGAGCUAGAGGAGGAGGAAGAAAACUCGGAUGAAGAUGAGCUGGAUUCACACACUAUGGUGAAGACGAGUUCAGAAAGCGUGGGCACAAUGCGGGCCACCAGCACGAUGAGUGAAGGAGCCCAGACGAUGAUUGAACAUAACAGCACCAUGUUAGAGUCGGACCUGGGGACCAUGGUUAUAAACAGUGAAGAAGAGGAGGAAGAGGAAGAGGAGGAGGAGGAGGACGGAACUAUGAAAAGAAAUGCAACGUCACCUCAAGUACAAAGACCUUCUUUCAUGGACUACUUUGAUAAGCAGGACUUCAAGAACAAGAGUCAUGAAAAUUGUGAUCAGAGCAUGCGUGAGCCAGGCCCUAUGUCCAACAGUGUUUUUCCUGACAACUGGAGAGUUCCUCAAGAUGGAGACUUUGAUUUCGUCUCUGGGACUCAACUUUCGCCAGAUCUAACUUUAGACAGAUGUUGUAUCUGCUCAUUAUUUUGUGAAAUAGCAGUGCAGCCGGGUUCAUCAAGUAGUUGAUCUGUGGGUCUUAAGCUAGGGCUUCUCCUGUGACUUUCAGGAAUGUACCCACUUGAACAAGACAGCUGAAUGGCCUCUAAAAUUAUCUGUUUAGAUUUCUGGCAGACAUGUUUCAUAAUUUCUUAGGCAGACUCUCCAUUCAAUACCCACAGAUGGUCUCCACAUCAGUAGAAGCGUUUGAAUGCGAUGAGAACAUAGUUGCAGUCCUUUUGACCUUGACAUAGAGUUGUUGAUUUCAGAUAUAGUCAAUAUAGAGUAUCAUCAGAAAUGGUGUUCUUCAUGAAACUCAAGGAGAAUGAAGACUGAAGUGUGGACACUAUGCCCCUCCUUAGAUUUGGGAACAAAACACCCAUGGAAGGAGUUACAGAGACGGAGUUUGGAGCUGAGAUGAAAGGAUGGACCAUGUAGAGACUGCCAUAGCCAGGGAUCCACCCCAUAAUCAGCAUCCAAACGCUGACACCAUUGCAUACACUAGCAAGAUUUUAUUGAAAGGACGCAGAUGUAGCUGUCUCUUGUGAGACUAUGCCGGGGCCCAGCAAACACAGAAGUGGAUGCUCACAGUCAGCUAAUGGAUGGAUCAUAGGGCUCCCAAUGGAGGAGCUAGAGAAAGUAGCCAAGGAGCUAAAGGGAUCUGCAACCCUAUAGGUGGAACAACAUUAUGAGCUAACCAGUACCCCGGAGCUCUUGACUCUAGCUGCAUAUAUAUCAAAAGAUGGCCUAGUCGGCCAUCACUGGAAAGAGAGGCCCAUUGGACUUGCAAACUUUAUAUGCCCCAGUACAGGGGAAUACCAGGGCCAAAAGGGGGGAGUGGGUGGGCAGGGGAGUGGGGGUGGGUGGAUAUGGGGGACUUUUGGUAUAGCAUUGGAAAUGUAAAUGAGUUAAAUACCUAAUAAAAAAUGGAAAAAAAAAAAAAAGAAAUGGUGUUCUUAAGCAAGUCACUGAAAACUACAAGAUACUGUUGAAGAAAGAAAAUAACAACACAUGAAAGACAUUUCCUAUUAAUUUAUUGGAAGAUUUAGAAAGUUAAGAACACUCUGCGAUCUGCACAUUCAUGCACUCUAUCAAAACUAUAACAACACUUUUUGGAAAAGCAUAGCAAUUCAUCAUAAAUUGUAGGACUGAUAGAAAUCAAAUUAGUUUUGACAAGAAAAUAAAAGAAGUAAAGGUCACUUCAGUGAGUUGUGUGGUAUUGACAAGAAGACUGGAGGAUGCACACUGCAGGGCCAACCCUCGUGUGUGUUCAAUAGUCUUCUGACAAGGGGCUGAGACCCCUGUAUUAGUCACAGUGCCCAAGGUAAUUAACUUAAAAUGAGAAUUUUUUUUUACUUGAGCCCACAGUUUUAGAGGUUUCUGAAUAUGAACAGGUAAACCAAAUGUUUUCAACCCUUUCAUGGGUGUGAAAACAUUCAUGCUCCGUGGUGUGCAGGGAGCCAGAGGCAGUAAACUACUCACCUGGAACUAAAAAGCAGAAAAGAAAAACAUGGUGGGUCCCACAGUGCCCUCCUGAGGCGUGCCCUCUGUGGCCUAAGAGCUUGCAAAGUGACAGUUUGUCACUUCCAGUAGUGCCAUGUUUUAACUCAUGGACCUUUGUGUAGUGUCCAGUGUCCAAAACACAACACAUGUGCUGGAGUAGAGGACAGUGACACUGACAGGUGGUGCUGGGAAAGCUGCAUCUGCCCAAGAAAGGGAAGGAAGCUGGCACUUAGCUUGUCCUCUGGACAGAAGCUACCAACGUCAAUCAGAGGUGUAAAUCUCGGGACAGAGAAGUGGGACAAGCUUCCUGUUGCUGGGUUCCCUCCUUUUCUUUUAAUAUGACUGCAAAAGAACAAGUAAUCGAAGAGUGACAAGAUAAACCGGUGCUAUCCAGCUUGAAAAUCUGUGUUAAAGGAAACGACAGCACGGUGAAGAGUCACUCCUAAAACUGGAGAAAAUAGUUUCAAAUUACAUACUUCAUAGUGGGUUAAUGUCUGAAAAUUUUAAUGAACAACUAAAUAGCAACAUGACAAAAAUAUUUCAGAAGUGAAUGGAGGAACUUGUAAAUGCAUUUUUUAAAACUAAAUAUCUCUAUCCUCAGCUAGCUCAUAAACAGGUGAGACUGAGUGAGGCCUUCUAGAUUUAUUUAAUCAGCUUUAUCACAAUUACUGGGCAAAUUACCCCAAUCAUUUUUCCUUAUGCUCGACUGACUAAUUCCCAGCUGCACUCCCUAAGUACUUGCUGAGUUCUGUCUGCUCCAUCACUCUGUCCUCAAGGGCAUAUCACUCAGGCUGCUGCUCAUGGUCCAUCUCUCUCUCUCCUCCCCUCUCCUGUUCCUAUGUCCGUGGUUUGUCAUCAUCUUCUUCUUCUUCUUCUUCUUCUUCUUCUUCUUCUUCUUCUUCUUCUUCUUCUUCUUCUUCCUUCUUCCUUCUUCCUUCUUCCUUCUUCCUCCUUCCUCCUUCCUCCUUCCUCCUUCCUCCUUCCUCCUUCCUCCUUCCUUCCUCCUUCCUCCUUCCUCCUUCCUCCUUCCUCCUUCUUCCUUCUUCCUUCCUUCUUUCUUCUUCCUCCUCCUCUCUCACUCUCUCCUCUCUCUCUCUCUCUCUCCUCUCUCUCCCCUCUCCCCUCCCCUCCUCUCCUUCUCUCCCCUCUCCCCUCUCCUCUCUCUGUCUCUCCCCACCUUCCAUUCCCCACCAUCAACUCCCAUCCUGGUCAAAUAUAUGUGUAUAUAUAAUCUUCUCAGCCUUUUGGCGAUGAUCAAAUAAAUGACUAGUUAUUGAUGAGUUUUCAGUUAAGAUAUUAAAAGUAAAUCAGUGAAAAUAUUGAUAGUUUUCUUCAUAUUUUUCUGCUUCUUUAUUAAACCUCAAACCUGGGGCAUUUACCUUUUCUAUCUUAAUAGACUUCUGAUUUUACAUCUGCCCUGGUACUCGUCCUGUUACACAUACUGUGCUGUUCUCAAUCACAUUGACAAAACUUCUUUUUUAUGAUUAAGAUUAUUAUGUAGGAUUGGCUGAUAGAAGACGACUAUGGAUACUGAAAAAUAAGUUAUAAAGCAUGGACUUGGAAUAAAAUAUUAAUUACAUGUAGCCUAAAAAGCAACAUGCAUCCGUGUGUGAGAUAUUAGGGAAAAUGGUUCAACAGAAGUGGUUGGCUUACUGAACUGACGAGUACUAGUAUCAAAGGUAAAAGUGAAAAUUGAAAAGAUUAAAGUUAAGAGGGAAGUAUAUCUUCAGCUAGACAGAGACUUCAAGGGGUCAUAAUACUAGAGCCAGUUUUUAUAGAGUAAUUUUCUUGCUCACUUGCAGAGUAGGUAGUCUUGAAGAGGAAGUGAGAGAGAGUCUGAGCUAGUUCUGCCCUCCCCGGCCUUUACUGCACCUGUCACCUGGAGCCAUUCCAUCUCCUCAUCACUUAAAGGAAAUGGAAAAUAUUUGUAACAGCCACAGAAGAGAACAUAAGCAGAAUAAAUAAAAGAAGGGUUGCUAAGAGAUGAGUAAAGAAUUGCUAAGUAUCACAGUGAGAGAAGACAGCGUGUGACAGUGGCAAGAGGAAGAAGCAUAGGUGGGCCUUGUGUAUGGUUUGGUAGGAUGCUUUGCUCAGUGUAAGGGAGUAACCUGAAGGCAAUGUAGAUUCCACCUGACACCUACUGUUGAUCACAGGGAAAUCUGGUUGUACUUCUUCCCUUCCCGCUCUCAUACAGAAUGUUCAAGCAUGUGGCUCAUCGGUGUGUGAAUGUGCUAAGGAGCCUGUGGCCUCUCUCAAUGGCAUAUUUCAAGGCUGCUUUCCGAAAGAGAACUGAAUUGUGUAGGUUCCUUUGUUUGAUAGAAGUUGCUUAAAAUAAGCCAAAGUUAUUUUGUCCAGUUUUUCAAGACAUAGAAAUUCUGUUUAUCCUUCUGUCUUUUCACAAGAGAGAAUAUUUAAUCGUCUUGAGAUAUCUAGAGCAGAUUCCUAAAGGCAAGGCUUAUCCAGAAAGUCACCUGCUAUGCAGAUGCUCAGACUCAAAAGCAUUGUUUUUUAUCUUAAAGUCUAUAUGCACUGUAAUUUAUAUAUUUUCUUUAAAAUUUUUAGCACUUGUGAAUUGUUUCGUUAUGUUCUUGAUUUAGCAGUAGAAUUUAUGGCAACAUUUGAACAUUGGAAAGUUACCAUAUAAAGAUAGGAGAUAAAAUAUAUUUGGGCCAGUUAGCUUAUUAUUUUAACUCCAUUUUUAAAAAAAGUUGGAGGUUGAGGGGGGCUGUGUUGGGAGUGUGUCUGUGAAGACGCCUAGACCAUAUACAGAAGGCCGAGCGGCUUGCUAAAGCAUGUACAGAGCAUGUACAGAGCAUGUACAGAAGGCCGAGCGGCUGGCUAAAGCAUGUACAGAGCAUGUACAGAGCAUGUACAGAAGGCCGAGCGGCUUGCUAAAGCAUGUACAGAGCAUGUACAGAGCAUGUACAGAGCAUGUACAGAAGGCCGAGCGGCUGGCUAAAGCAUGUACAGAGCAUGUACAGAGCAUGUACAGAAGGCCGAGCGGCUUGCUAAAGCAUGUACAGAGCAUGUACAGAGCAUGUACAGAAGGCCGAGCGGCUUGCUAAAGCAUGUACAGAGCAUGUACAGAAGGCCGAGCGGCUGGCUAAAGCAUGUACAGAGCAUGUACAGAAGGCCGAGCGGCUGGCUAAAGCACUGGUGUGCUGUCUGCGCUUGUCCUUGGCAUCCAGAUGGUUUCAGCGGAGUGCAUGCAGGUCCUGCUUUUCACAGGCCACAGCAGCACAUUUAAGUAGACACAUUUCUGGUAAUGUAAAGACUUUGGAGUAAGAGCAAUUAUUUGGAAACAACCUGUUCCUUUUUUUUUUUUAAGAAAGAGAUUAGAUUGAAAAUAAUUACUAGUACAAGUGGAAUUAGAUAAGUCAACUAUUUUUGGUGUUAGCACAAUAUGAUAAGCUAACAUUUCUUGAUUACUCUGAUUCUUAUAUAUUUAUUUAGUUUGUGUUGUUCUUUUGAGUUAAGGCCUAUAGAAACCCCUGAGGGUAGAUCUAGAAGUUUAAAAACUACAGUAAUUAUGGGCAGAAAACCAGCAGACCCUGUCCUCCAAGUGUAAAGGGGCUGAGAUCUUCCCCAGUCCAACCUCUGAUCCUGAGGUUUGAAAGUUAUAGCAGCAGUUCUCAACCUUUGGCAAGCCUCUGUGUUCAAAAGUAUUUGCAUUACAGUUCAUAACAAUGGCAAAAUUACAGUUAUGGAGUAGCAACAAAAAUAAUUAUAUGGUUGGGGAUCACCACAACAUGAGAAACUGUAUUAAAGUGUUGAAACAUUAGGAAGGCUGAGAACCACUGAGUUACAGAAAAACCAAAUGAAUAAAAUGCAGAAAACAAGAAACCCAGGAAAAGAGUGAGCCCUGAGGUCCUGUGAGCCUGGCUGUGUUUUUCCUGGAGGGUCCUUCACCUUUCCCUGUCAGCAGUGGUGAAGGGAGAGUCAAGAGACAAGUCGACGAACAAGCAAAGCUAGCAGACUUCCAUGUAGGAAGUCUGAGGAGAAAACCUGAGGCAGCCAGGCUUUUACUGCUGCUAUGGCUUUAUCUAAGUGCAGACGACUUUUCUCUUUUAAAGAGAUUGUGGCUAGAAGCUUGUCUUACUCUCAAAGGACUGUUCUUUCAGCUCUUUGGACUGAGGAAACCACUUUAAUUGGGUAUUUAAGCACGUUGUCAUCGAUUAGCCUUGCAUUAAUUAAAUAAUUAUUGUCAACUAUUUCCAGAUGUGUGCAAGAGUAUUAACAGACUAUGGAAAGAUAACUCUAGGUGCUUUAGAUUUAUUUUUUAUGAGGUACAGAAGAAAUAAACUCAUAAGCUCCCCAGUGUUGGGUGAGUUGCUUGAGUGAGUUUAUGAUUACAGGUGCACAUGUGGUGUGAGCCCCACGUAUGUGGCACAUUGGGUACCGCUCACUCGGUCCUUAGAGCGCCAACAGGAAAUUAAAACUAAUGAGAAGCCUGUGCUUCGAAAUGCUUGCAGAGUUCUUGCCUAUUCUUUGCCAGCUCACGAAAUUGCGUUGGCAGUCAUGUCCAGCAGAUGGAGUGGCACGUGCAGGGUUGUGUCAUGUGACUGUCUAGCUCUGUAGGAUCCUUGUACCACUGUGACUGUGCAUCUACUGAGACAUUUAAAAGAAUCAUAGCCUCUUUUGAAAAGAAAAACAGCCUCCUCCAAAGAUGGCGGCCUGAACUGUAAGAAACUGUGAACAGUAGGCAUCAGAACCUAUGGUAAACAUUUGGGGACUGAGUCCGUAGGUUAGACAUUCGGAGCCUCUGAAAACUGCCACUGGGUUCUUAGGUGUAAUUUAAACCAUUUAACCACCUAAGGUAAAACUUCAGCUUUCUUAUUUCUAAAGAUAUUUAAAACAAAGUUUCUGAAAUUUUUAUUUGGUAGUUGUGUCCAGGCAAAAAUCAACUAAAACACUAAGGUAAUUCUGCUUAUUUAGGUAAUUAAUCCUUAAGUUAAAACUCAUUAUGGCAUCAUUUCCUUUACAAAUUCAAGUGAGCAUGCCUGUGCUUAUUGGAUUAAUUAAGAUAGAAGACACAGGUGCAGUGUGUGGUUUCUUGUCACCGUAUUGGAAUUUAUUACAAUGUUUAAAGCAUAUGGCAAAACAAAAAAUGUCCCAUCAAGGAAGUUCUAGAACGCAAAGCUUCUCCUCAUAGCAAAUGUGUUCUUUUUUAAGUGUAAUUUACUUAGAAGAUUGUACUGGGAAGAUUGGCUACUUUACAUUAACAACAAAUAUACUGCUCUUCAAACAUGUGUUUGGGUUAAUGUUUAUGUCUGGAGAAGUCAUUUCGACUCUGAGGCCUUUCUGUUCACAUACUUAAUGUGGAUAUUCAGUCAGUGAGCAUUACGGACUGCUAGAGUGGUUAUAUCAAAAGAUGCUAAUCAAUAGUGAAUUUUAGGAUCAAAAGGUUAGACAAUCUAAUUCAUCAUCUUUUAAUUUAAAACUGGUGCCCCCUAAUGUUUACCUCUUGAAAUAAACCAUGAAAUUUAAAAUAAGAUUUUAAAAUUGACUGAGGGCACCAAGACUGUAUGGAUUUCUGUCUUGAGGUGGAAUAGGAUAUCUUUAGACUCUUUCAUUUUUGAGGUUAUAGUGUCAUUACAUCAAGUCUCCAGCUUCCUUUCUUCUCUCCUCCUCUUGUGUACCCCAAGCCUUGCUCUUUCUUAAAUCCAUGACUUUUUAAAAAUAAUUGUUGCAUAUAUACAUAUGUAUUCAUAAAUAUAGAACUACAAUAUGCUCAGUCCAUAUAUUGUUACUUGUAUGUGUGUGGGAACAGGAUACUUUUUACUUGAAUUGGCAUAAACGAAAAUCCACUUAAAUGCACAAUGAGCUUGCAGGUAAGUGGCUGCCUAACGUGUGUGUGCCAGACGUGUGUCCUUCUCUGCAGCCUAUUGCUUUGCUGUGUGACAGACGUGUGUCCCUCUCUGCAGCCUAUUGCUUUGCUGGCCUGGUUGGACUGUUUGCUACUGACGCUUUCUUUUUCACAGUCUGAUACUAAAUUAACUGACUUUUCCAUUUUCUCUCCUUUCUUCACUCACUAAAUGCAAAACCUUUUAAGGGUUGGAUUCUUCCUGCUGGAUAAUUUUCUAAUAAGUAACACUUUUUUAAUUAUCCCAACUCUAACUGGUCAUCUGAGCAUACACCUCUAUCACUCAGGAAGCUGUUGUAGGAGAAUUGUGAGUUUAAGGCUAGCCUGGGCUAAAUAGGGAGUCUUGUUUCUUUUACAACACUAACUCAAGCCAUCUGACUUCAUAACUGUUCUCAGCAGGAAAACAUUUUCUUCUCAUAAUUGUAGACAGAUUUUAUGACAGCCUCUGCAAAAGGGUGAGAGAUAACUGUGUACUGUAAACCUGAGUAUAUGAGGAGUGGCAUAUUGAUACACUGAUUUAUUUCAUAGGUCUUAGGAAAAACUAUUUUCUUUAUGAAUUAAAUAAUGAGCUUGCUAAAUAUUUAAUUUUUUGAGGAUUUUGAAUAAAAUUAUUAAGUUAUAAUUUUA